This is a messenger RNA of Botrytis fragariae, 7668 nucleotides long. Its product is annotated as putative dna repair protein. Gene Ontology annotation, molecular function: methyltransferase activity. The record is from RefSeq and is a predicted model, not a curated record. The transcript is spliced from 6 exons. Bases 1 to 7668 code for a protein of 2555 amino acids. NCBI's taxonomy places the organism in Eukaryota, Fungi, Ascomycota, Leotiomycetes, Helotiales, Sclerotiniaceae.
AUGAAGGGCAAUAAUACCAACCAAUUGAUAGGUGAAGAAGACACUUUAGCUAAAGGCGGUCAAUGCAAAUCGCUGCUGAGCGGCAGGUUUAGUUCCUUCCUUUCCUUUAACAACUGGAGAACAACACAACUCAAUUUGCUCAACAUGGCGAAGAAGCGCAAAAACAUGGUGAAGAAACGCCAGAAGACUUCGCGUUUUGCACCAUCUGCUGAAGAUGAAUCCAAUUUUGACGAGGAAGAGGGCAGUGGUGAAGAGGGCGGUGGUGGUAUCGAAUUAGACGAUCAAGCUCCAAAUCUUUCUGAUGAAGAUGAGGGUAAAAAGUCAAAAGGCCCAAAGACGAGAACCAAUGAGAAUAAAAAGUGGGGUACUCUCAGCUACGCAGAGGGAAUCAAUUCAAGUCUUCCUCCACUUACCACUGCCACGGAAUUUUUGGAGGGCUUAAUUGACGAAUUGUUGAUCGGAGGGUUCGAAGACGUUAUUAAGCACCUCAAUGGCCGGCAUUUGCGCGUCGCCACCGCAUGUUCCGGCACUGAAGCACCCAUCCUGUUUCUGAAGUCAUUUUCCGAAGGUUUAAGGAAAAGAGGUUACCAAUUCGAAAUCGAGCAUGUCUUCUCAUGUGAAAUUGAUCCGGCUAAACAGUCUUACAUUCGUCGAAACUUCCCUGGCGUUCCUAUUUUCCGUGAUCUCACAGAAGUCUUUGAGUGGGAGGGUAACCCUGAAAAGAUAGGGUUUAUGACUACUGCUUUUGGUACAACGCAUGCGCUUCCAGCGCCGGGUACAGUUGACGUCAUCAUCGUUGGUACUUCUUGCACCAGUUAUUCCAAUUUGAACGGCCAAAAGAGUAUGGAUUUGGAGAGAGACCAAAAUGAAUCCUCGCGGACUUUCCGCGCAUAUGUUUUGCUUACUGAGUAUCUAAAGGCAAAGAUCGCUAUCAGCGAAAAUGUCCAAGGUGGUCCUUUCCCGGCUAUGAUUGAAAUGCUGGGCAAUCAUGGUUACAUUGGAGGCUCAGCAAACGUCGAUAGCAAACAUUAUGGCAUUCCCCAAACCCGCCAACGCGGCUAUCUCGUUGCCCUCCUUGAAUCCUCUCUGGGAGGACCUGAUGAUGUAGUAAAGCACCAAAAUGCAGACACAUGGAAAAAAUUCUUUGCUGCCAUGAAAGAAAUGUGCUCGCGCGAUGCUAGCAGUGAUGUUGAGCAGUGGAUGGAGCCAUCUGAUUCGAAGCCGCUCCGUGCUCAGGUCGAAUGUCAAGUUGAAUCACGUUCGGUCGCAAAGUGGGAUACGUGCCAUACGAGGCAUUAUGAUUAUCGUGUCGCGCAGGGCUUCGGUCCUGAGAAGCCUAUUACCAAUUGGCGCAGUACGGGCAAAUUUGUUCAUCUCGAUCAUUGGCCCCGUAAUCUCAAAGGCUUUGUAGAGCGUGUUCACGACGUUACUGAUAUCAGCCAUUUGCGUGGCAUAUGUCGAGGUUAUGAUGACCGUUACCUCAGUCGAAACAUCGAUUUGUCACAGAACGUUUAUAUUCAGCAUGAUAACGUGAAGUGCGGUCUCAUGCCUUGCUUGACACCAAGCGGUAUCAUGUGGAAUACUGCACGCGGUAGCAAGCUUAGUGGUGAAGAAUAUCUUCGCCUCCAAGGAAUUGAUACUGAUAGUCUUGAACUUGGUGGUAUUUCUCAACAAGACUUGAGAAACCUUGCUGGCAAUGCGAUGACAAUCACAGUAGUUGGAAGUGUAAUGUCGUUUGCGCUUCUUAAGUACUUCUCAAUGCUCACUCCCGGUGACGGCGUCAAAAGUUCAGUCCAGGACAGAGUGACAAAGACUUUCCGUGGUGGAGAAGACAUGCUUAACUCAUGUGAAGAUAUUACGGUUGUUCGACAGCCUUUCACUGUUAGAGAAUGUAUUCAUCUCGUUGAGUCUUCUGCGAAAUACUGCUAUUGCGAAGCACAAACUGAUAUAUCACGAUCGACAAUUGUCAAAUGCAAGAACUGUGGGCAUGUUUCAUGUACAACCUGUGGGGUUAAGCCGCGUCAUGCCUACAAACCUUUGGGCCAGUUUAUUGGCCCUCGAGGUACCAAGGGUAUAACCCCUCGUAAUUCGCCUGCGUCCGUUGAGUUCAAUAUUGCUGAACGUCUGCCAAUGAUAAUUUCAAUAUCGGGAUUGUUCGCCUCGGACUGCCAAGUUUUAUCGAUCAUCGAAGAGGUUGCUAGAGGUGACAUUGAUCAUGAUCAAUGGGCUGCCUUGCGCAUGCCUUUUCUAAAAUGCCUCCAAUCGACAGUCAGGUUUCAGAGGCCAGCUCGAUCUUUUGCUUGGAAUUUUACAUGGCUUUCGGAGCACGCCAGAUUAGAGUUAUCUAUUAGCAACAAUAAGAUUCAAUGGGUUCUAUACGCUUUUCCACCUCCUUCGACUGCUGUUAAUAGUUCGUUGAGGAAAUAUCUUACAAAAUUUCCUCUCGCAAGAACAGUACCUAUUUACACAUCUGCUGACAGCUCAAGAAGCAUUUUCGAUUGCACAUGGCAGAUAUGGCAGCCAAAGAUUCGCACCGCCCAGGCGGCUAUCAACUACAGCGGUGAACUCAUUUUUACUUAUGAGAACUCAAUUGGUCUUCCUGCCUGGAAAGGAGAUCUUAUAUUCUCAAAGAUAGCCAUUCAGAUCCCAGAUGAUCAACCCACGUUCAAGGAAAUCAACGGUGUUUAUCGAGCGCAUCCGGAAUGUCAACAGGCUUUUAAUAGCUAUCAUUCCAAGCAGGGCACUGUCGGAGGAGACAAUAACAUGCAUUUUUUCUACGAUCACGAAGGAGGCACAGGGGACUGGAACAAGCAUGGAUUCGUCUUCACUUACGAUCGGACACGCAAAGAAUGCGGGGUAUACAGGCAAAUCGUCGCUGCGCUUUGCACCUCGUGGGAACAACCCAUAGCAAAAGAGAUCGAGGAGGGUGUUUAUAAAUGUGGAGAUACCAUCUACGAAGGUCUUCCCUCGUUAAAAAAAGGAAUGAGCGAAACUGUCGAGAUUACCUCCUUUGGAAGCUGGACCACAACACCCAGAAUCAUCAGCCCUAUGGCUACCAAGUUGCCCGACAGGUCUUCUAUGGUUUUAUACGAGAAGCUCAACUCCUCUAACCCAAAGCUUCUUCUCGAGACUGAUUGCAAAAACAUGCUUAGUGCAUUUUCUUGCAAAGCAUAUACGAAUGUGAUACCUUCUUAUUGGGAACCAGAUCAUUGGAUCAAUGUUACCAAGCAAAACGGUACCCAUUUUUUCAAGGGUUGUUAUCAUCUGUUAGCUCGUGGCUUAGUUACUCAAGGAAUUAAUGAGGCUGAUCCGCCUUGGAUUCCGUGCAACAAACAGGGCGAGUCUUCAUGUCGGUGUGACGAUUGUGCACCACCCAAACCGGAUAUGCUAUGGUGUCUGAAGAGAAAUGGCCAAAGGAUUCAACAAACGCCAUUCGAAAAUCCACCAGCAGCUGCAAUCUUUGAGACUUUGAUUAAGAAUGCGCCACCAUCAAUGCAGCAAUGGGUCAGAUUCCUCAAUAAAGAUGGCUUCUUUCAAUUUGAGUAUCAAUUCCUGAUCAACCCCGCGGCUUUGUGUCAUCAAGCGGCUGGGCUUCUCAAUUUGUUUCCACGUCCAGAGAUUCCUGUACAUCUCUCGUGGCGUUUCCUUCCUGGAGCUUGGGGGAGCCGUAAAUUGCCAACGCGGAUGUUUUCAUAUUUCAAUACAGAGACCUUGAAGAUGUCAAUACAGCCACCUACGUUUGUUCCAGGAAAGAAGCUCCGCAAUGAGCAACUCAAAACUCUGGCAUGGAUGGUAAACCAAGAGAGGCACCCACCUUCUUUCAUGGAGAGAGAGGUUGUUGAAGCUUGUCAAAAUGACUUGGCAUUCAGACUUGAAGGCCGAGCUUCUCGAAUGGUAGAGCACCGUGCCGGACUAAUUGCUGCUGCUGUUGGAUAUGGCAAGACGAUUCUUACUUUUGCUUUAAUGAGCAGGCAGCGUAACGUCGAUCGCCUAUGGGCCAACGCCCCUAAUACCAAUGGCCAAAUUCAAGUCAAAGCAACACUGGUUCUGGUGCCAACGCAUCUAACUUUACAGUGGAGAGAUGAGUCAUGCUUGUUCUUCGGUUAUGAUGCCAAAGAUGAUGCAAGAAUUAUAACGCUCAGAGCAUAUACAGACGUCAGGGCUCUGACUGUUGAAGAUGUUCGGAGAGCAGAGCUAGUCAUUUGCAGCUCUGGCCUUUUCGAUAAUGAAGGGUACUUGAAACUCAUGGCCAAGAACGCUGGGGUUGUUAAUUUGGCCAAAGGCGCGACUGACAGAGCUAAGGAAGCUUGGUAUCUUAAUGCUCGGACAGAGAGACAGGAGCUCUUGGCGUAUCUCUUGGAAAGACUCCCAAUGGAAGUAAAUGAAAACGACAAUGCAGCUUCCGCCCGAAACGCUCAAAUUAUCAAUAACUUCAACAAGAAGACUUUUCAGAAAUACAAGAAGAAUGUUGCGGAUGCAGGGGUUAACGAGCCACAUAUUCCUUCAAUGCGGCGUAAGGGCGCAGAACUUGUUAAAUAUCUUAUGGAGGAAGCCAAGAGAGAUUUCAAAGGCAAGGGCAAACCUAGAACCAAUGUCUUGAUUGAUGAGGCAGACGCUGAGAAGACGUUCGAGUUCCACUACUUUGAAGAAGACUGUGUUGAUGGUCUUACUGGGGUAUGUUUGUCAGAUUUUGCCUGGUCUCGGUGUGUCAUAGAUGAGGUAGGCUACAUAACCCGCAGGAAUAUGCAGGUGGCUAUAUAUUCACUGAAAGCUCACUCCCGGUGGGCCUUGUCAGCAACACCCGACAUUACUGAUUUUAAAUCAACUUCAAGAAUUGCCCGGUGCCUUGGCAUUAAUCUUGGUGUCGACGACCAGGAAACAAUCCGCAAUGAUAAGAAUCUGACUAGUACGGAAAGAUUUUUGUCCUAUGGACCUGACGCAUCGGCAACCUGGCAUUCUCAAAGGCUUCAAGUUGCUCAGGAAUUUUGCGAUACUUUCAUCCGCUACGACGCAAAAAAGGGAAAUGGGCAAUACAAUCGUCUCCACCGUUUCAUUGUUUUGCCAUUUGCCACAGCACAAUUGGCAUCUUACCUCACUGUCAGAGCCGAUGUUAUUAACCAGAGUUACAUGAUGCCAAGAGCUAAAGCUAACACCAUCCGAAGUUCAGUCAAAAUGGAAAUCUCAAAAGUUUAUGGCAAGGAUACAGACGGUAGAUUGAGAUUGACGAAAGCCGCAUCAUUCUUCCCGGAGCACGCUGCAAAGAAUCCCAAAUAUAAACUUAAGACUAUCAAAGACUUGAAAGCAACUGCGCUCAAAGAAAUCAAUGCUGCGAAAGACUAUUUGCGCCGACAGAUGGAGUUCCUCGACUAUCUGGUGACAGAGAAAACGGUCAUUAAUGAUGCUGAAUUGGUUCUUAGAUAUAAGAACUGGGAAAAUCAAGUUCUGGGCGGAUACCGUUACCCCGACCCUGACGCUCUUCUUGACAUCCUCCAAGUCAUCAAAGGCGUUCGAAGGGCAAAGGCUAGUAAGACCAAAGCUGACUUUUACUAUGAAGAUCCUGAUCCUGCUUAUGGUCGCCGUAUCUGGCCUUCUCAAACCGAGAAAAUUUUGCACAACGGUCGAAAGACGCUUGCCCUUAUUGCCCAUUUUAAAACAGGACUCAUCGAAGUGCACAAGACUGCUAUGUACCUUAUUCAAUUCAGAGCGGAUUAUCGCUAUUAUAGGUCUGUGGGGCAGAUUGAUCGAGCUGGCAGUAUAACUCCUACAGGGGAUCUCACUUGUAACUUUUGCAACAAGAGCUCGCCUUUGGACGAAGCUGUUAUUCAAGGUAACUGUGGCCAUAUCUUAUGCUCGAAAUGCAACAAAAUCUUAUCGGAAGGCAAUUGCCCAGUCGAACACUGUGGUGGGCAAUCACUAGAUGAUCAAAAGUACUUGGCGUCAUCCUUGUAUUCUUCAGCUGGAAAAUUUCCCGGGCGCAAAGAACCAGGAACUGAACCAGACGAGCUUUCUCGAUUCUGGAACAACCCAAGUGUUCGAGUCGACAAGCUGACAGCUAUGCGUUCGAUCUUCUGGAAGCACGAUGACGGCGAGAAUAAAUUCAUUGUAUUCAGUCCUCUACCAGAGAUUUUAGUCAUAGCUCAGAAAAUGAUGGAAGCUGAUGGUAUUCCUUGUAUCAACCUGAAGGGAAAGAAGAAGGACGUCGCUGAUUAUCUUGAAAACUUCAAGAAAAACAGAGGCAUGCGAUACAGGGAUGAAAAAAAACAGGCCAAGCCCAAAACACCUGCACAAAUCAAAGCAGCAGAAACUAGAGCUGCAAAAGUAAAAGCUGUGAAGGCUGCAAAGCUUGCAGAAGCGGCUAGUGCGCCAAUUGAUAUUGUCGCUAUUCCCGUUGAUGCGAAUGCUAUUCCUGGUAAUGCGGCAACAGCUUCUAUUGAGCUAAGCAUUCGGGUCAAUCCCAUUUCUCAAAUUCCCCAAAAGAGAAAGAGAAAAGCCGGAGCCACAAAUGGUAAAGCCAUAGAAGUUGAAGUAGAAUCUGUUCAAAUUGCACCAGUUGACAGUGACGCUACUCCAGUCAAGUCUACAUCAGCUUUUGUUGAUACGAACAUUCAGGUCAAUACAGCGUCUCAAGGUUCCCAAAAAAGAAAAAGGAAUGAUCCUGUCGACGACACUCUAAUGGUUCCGGUUUCCAAAGUUCGCCGUGUUGCCUCACUAGAUUCAGCUAAUCAAACCCCAAUUGCUUCGGGUUCCACACCUGUUUCAGAUUCUCAAGGUGCUUCGAUCGUUCACGGAGAUAUGAUGAGCGGUCCAAAUCCCGAUCUUGAUUCAUUCCGUACCGAGUGGAGAGCUGAGCUUAAUACUACUUCUGAGUCCGGUCCUUCUGCGCCAAUUGCAACACAAACCCCUUGCUCAACUCGUCCUGUGCCACACGUAACAAGACAGCCUCAAUUGACCGCUGAAGAUUACAUGAUGACGACUGGAUUGGGAUAUGAGGUUGAUAAUGCUGGCACUAUUAUUUACGCGGACCAGGAUAACCUUAUUCAAGCUCAUGAACUCGUUGAUGAUGACGAUGUAGUUUAUGAUGCUCCUUCGCCCUCAUUCCCUGUCUCAAAUCGCACUCGAUCAGCGAAAGAGACGAAAAAGGCCAUAAAGGCAUGGAUGGCUAACAGCGAGAAGGUCGUCAACUAUCCACCACUUGAUUUUUCUGAGCUCGAAGACAUCAAGAAAGCCACUGCUCCAGAAGCCCGUAUAUGUAAUUCUCUCUCAGAUGAUUUACCUGUGGAUUGGGCUCGCGUUGGUAAGGAGGCGCUUGAUCCUGAAGACUUUGCUGAGAAUCCUGAUCCUACCGCUCGUAUCUUGUUCCUCGACAUUGCCGACGAGUCUGCUGCCGGAUCCAAUUUAACUGUCGCUAAGCAUAUCAUCUUCUUGACUCCUUACUAUGCUGAAAAGCAAAAGUACAAUUCUUCAAUGACUCAGGCAAUGGGCCGUGCAAUUCGUCAUGGUCAAGAACCAGGUGGCACUGUGACUGUGCACCAUUUACUUAUUCAGGAUUCUGUCGAGACUGAUAUUGCUUUCGAACUUAUGGACGAUCAAUUUCCAGGAAGGGUCAAUGCAACGGAUUUACUUGCUAAGCACAAAUCUAACAUUGAGCUUGCCUUUUUCUAUAGAUAA